AUGACUGGGGUUGAAACAGUGGUAAAACUCAUGGAGGAUAUAUCUAUAAGUGCUAAGGAAGAAGAGGAUGAAGAAUAUCAACUACCAAUAGACGACCACGAGAACCUCAGUGCAAUUGAUACAAAGACACUUGAAUUACUACAGUUACUAGACAAAUAUGAGAACACUAUAAUGAAGCAGAUGGAUAUUAAUUUUAAGAAUGGAUACUUGAACCUUUCACGUGCCAAUUACAACUCUGGCUCGUUGACCAAGAAGUUUGGAAUAGAAUCCAUUGAUAUGAGAGAGCAUUUGGCCAAUAAGAUAGUGGAGGUUAAGGGUAAGGAUAUAGUGCUAAAGAACGUCACAAAAGAGACGAUACAAGAAACUAAGAAAACAUACAACACUAUGAAAGCUGAUGAAUCUAAUAAUGAAAACGGUCUUAGAAAUCGAAAUCAAAAUAUAAAGUCAUCCAAACCCAAAGCGUUUGAAGAAUCCGAGGAAGGUGGUAUAUUAAGAGAUCCAAUACAUCAAUUUGGUGGGUUGGUUCCUUAUCAAUUAAGACAGUCACAAACUUAUUUCAUUAAAGGUUUGAAAGAUGCUAUUUCUCUUGUUGCAUUACGUAGUGAUAUACAGCUGUUGAUUCAAGAAAUAGAGUCAUUAAGACUGACAGACUGA
Lizanozyma spartinae is the source of this 654-nucleotide messenger RNA. RefSeq names its product Vma22p (gene VMA22). The record is from RefSeq and is a predicted model, not a curated record. Gene Ontology annotation, biological process: vacuolar proton-transporting V-type ATPase complex assembly. Gene Ontology annotation, cellular component: extrinsic component of endoplasmic reticulum membrane; Vma12-Vma22 assembly complex. Lineage: Eukaryota; Fungi; Ascomycota; Pichiomycetes; Serinales; Debaryomycetaceae. The coding region runs from base 1 to 654 and encodes 217 amino acids. The transcript has a single exon.